Messenger RNA from Eremomyces bilateralis CBS 781.70, 1430 nucleotides. RefSeq lists its product as uncharacterized. Gene Ontology annotation, cellular component: mitochondrion; lipid droplet; plasma membrane. The transcript has 6 exons. The coding region runs from base 125 to 1372 and encodes 415 amino acids. Lineage: Eukaryota; Fungi; Ascomycota; Dothideomycetes; Eremomycetales; Eremomycetaceae. Gene Ontology annotation, biological process: glycolipid biosynthetic process. The record is from RefSeq and is a predicted model, not a curated record.
AUUCAUCGCCAACCUUGAAUAAAUGAAUAUUCACCAAGGACUUUAAUCACCAUCUCCUCUUAUUCAAAUCUCUCCUCCUUUUCACCCUGUCCUCGCCGUUUCCCACUGUGACACCCACCCCACCAUGGCCGAUACCUCGAAGCAGUACGACAUCGUGCUCCUGGGCGCCACAGGAUUCACCGGGAAACUGACCGCGCAGCACAUCGCCGAAAAACUCCCCACGUCCUUACGAUGGGCAAUCGCGGGGCGGAAUGCUAAAAAGCUGGACGAUGUCUUGAGCGAUUUGACGAAGCGGUAUCCGACCCGGACAGCGCCAGCCGUGGAGGUGGUUGACCAGAACGUCAAGGAAUUGACGGCGUUGGCGAGGAAAACCAAGUUGAUCAUCUCUACUGUUGGUCCGUUUCAUAGACAUGGCACACCGGUGGUGGAGGCGUGCGCGACGACGGGAACACAUUAUAUUGAUAGCACAGGAGAAGCCCCAUGGGUCAAGGACAUGAUUGACAAGUACCAUGAUCUUGCCAAAUCCACAGGCGCAAUAAUGAUCCCUCAAUGCGGGAUUGACUCCGUUCCAUCCGACCUGAUCGCAUGGGCGUUGGUGGAACUGGUACGAAAGAAGUUGGACGCUGGUGUCCGAGACGUGGUCAACGGCGUGACCGUUUUCGACUUCAAACCCAGCGGCGGAACCCUCCUCACCAUGCUAACCCUCCUGGAAUCAUUCUCCUUCAAACAACUCGGCACCUCGAUGAGACCAUUCGGCCUUUCCCCCGUCCCGCGGCCCCGCGCCACCGCCACCCGACCCGGCACCCUCCUGACCAAGCUCUUUGGCUACUUCCGUCACCCAGACAUCGGGACACUGACCAGCUGGACCAUGGCCGCGACGAACGAGGCGAUCGUCGGCCGCUCGUGGGGCCUGUUCGACGGCGGCAAGCACUACGGCGGAUCUUUCCGCUUUGGCGAGUUCCGUAAAGUGCGGAACGUCGUGGUGGCGAUGAUCAUGCAUUUCGGUCUCGCGUUUAUUGCCAGCCUGGUCGCGUUCCCUCCUGCCCGGAAGCUGAUCCAGAAAUUGGUGGUUCAGCCGGGUUCCGGACCGGAUCCAGAGACGACUAAGGGUAAUCGAUUGGAGUAUCGUGCGGUGGCGGUGGCAGAUACCUCACCUCCGCGGAAGGCGCUCGCGAAAUUCAGCUAUGAAGGAGACGGAUAUUAUUUCACCGGCCUGCUACUCGCGGAGGCGGCCAUGGUGGUGCUCGAGGGGAGUGAUAAAGUCGCGGCGAAGCAGAUGGGCGGUGGGAUACUCACGCCUGCGACUCUGGGAGACGAAUAUGCGGACCGGCUUCGGAGGGUGGGCGUCCAGUUGGAGGCGUCGAUGCUUUGAGUGUAGAAUAUUUUGAUGGCCAGCCAGUAACAUGUUCGAAUUUCACCCAGAUACGUGA